AUGACUUUGAAAACACCUGUAAGAAUCACCUCGACUCAGACGCUGGCAGAAUUAGGCUUACACUCGACGCUAGACUCGUGGACCUCCACCGCAUGGCUUGGGCCCGCUUGCGUAUUUGCCCCGACCUCUGCAGAAGACGUCUCGGUUGCGGUCAAGCUGUUCACCCAAGCAAACGUACCGUUUGCAGUCAGAGCCGGUGGCGGUAUGACUGUCGAUAAUGCGGCAAACAUCGGUCCAGAAGGCAUCCUGAUAUCCAGCACGAACAUGACCAUGAUGGAUAUCAAUGAUGACCACAGCCUGGUGUCGGUGGGACCUGGUAUCCGUUGGCCACGAUUCUAUGCUUACCUCGAUGACUUCAAUCGUACCGUCGACGGCAUUCGUCUUGGGAAUGUGGGUGUUGUUGGUCUGCUACUCGGUGGUGGGAUCGGAUUCUUCAAUUGUGUACUCGCAAAUGGAAAUAUUGUCGAGGCCAGCCUAACAGAAAACUCGGAUCUCUUCUGGGCGCUGCGAGGUGGUGGAAAUAACUUCUGCAUCGUGACACGGGCCGAUCUCCGUACCCUCGAUGUUUCUGCCGUUGACAUCGGCUCCGUUUCCUACGGAACAGAAAGUCAGACAGAGUACUUGAAACGCAUGGUGGACUUUGCGCAUUACGCAGAUUUUGACCCCAAGACUGCCACUUUUGACGCCUUCAUCUUCCACAGUGGAGAAGAGCUUCAAGCCGGCCCUCAGAACUUCACUGCUCCUGGCCUGAUUAAUCUGACGGCACCAGUUCUUCCGGUGACUGGAGGAGAAGUACUCCGUCAAACAAUGGGGAAAUGGUCUAACGCCGUCGAUUAUACUUCUGAUGCCGGCAGGAGGCAGCUGUGGCACUCAGUUUCGAUACCCGCAGAUGCUGACCUCUUUAAUAUUUUCGUCGACUCGUACUUCAACGGUAUUGCCGAGCUUGCCAAUGUCCCGGGCUUUUUCACAGCCCUGGCCAUCAUGCCAAUCAUCAAGAGUCUUUUAGGGAAGAGUGAGGGUAACGGCGUGAACCCCCUCGUGACCCCGGGCCAAGAUUACCAGCCUCAGAUGUGGUUGGUCGAGAGCGCUUCGUGGCCCGACGCCGAGGACGACAAGACGGUCUUUGAUGCUCACCAGAAAGCGAACGAAAACAUCAAUACGAACAUUCGCGCUGCCGGUUCUGGUCUUCUUCCGUUUGUUUUCCUCAGCGCCGCGCAGAAGACCCAGGGCAAUGAUGUGUUUCCUGGGUAUGGUCAGGAAAACUGGCAGAAGUUGAAGGGAAUCAGGGCGAAGUACGACCCAAAUCUUGUCUUCACAAAGCUAGUGCCUGGAGGUGCCAAGGUUGAGUCUUAG
Messenger RNA from Colletotrichum scovillei, 1353 nucleotides. RefSeq lists its product as uncharacterized. Bases 1 to 1353 code for a protein of 450 amino acids. Gene Ontology annotation, molecular function: FAD binding. The transcript is spliced from 3 exons. The record is from RefSeq and is a predicted model, not a curated record. NCBI's taxonomy places the organism in Eukaryota, Fungi, Ascomycota, Sordariomycetes, Glomerellales, Glomerellaceae.